AUGGCCUUCUCUGGAAGGCUCCCUCUGAGGCGCCAGUCUGCGCCCGCGGGCAGGCUGGGGAGUCAGGAGAAGCCCUGCUGCUGCGCGUCCUCUCUGGCGUCUUCGCACCGGUCUUUUUCGUCUGCGUCUGCUCCGCCUCGCCCCCCUCUUCGCAGCCGUCCCCCGGCAUCUCCGGCUAGGGCUGCGUCGCCCUCCGACGGCCCCGUCUCCGCCGCGCCCUCUGCAGGGGCUGUCUCACGUCCCUCGCUUCACUUCGCGGCAGGCAUACAGGCAUCGGUGCCUCGGGCGUCUGCGCGUGUGUCUCUGCCUCUGUGCCUGUCGCGCCGCAGCACGCCAGCUGUUCUCCUUCUUCUCGCGCUUGUGGCGCUUUUCGGGGGGCGGGGCGGCCGCCUCGCGCGGGCGCAGAUUCGCGUCCAGUCGCCCAAGAGCCUCAUCGACGAGCUGCGAAGCAUCGGUGCGAUCUCCGAGCAGACGGGAGAGACAGUCAUCGGCUCGACAGCCUCCUUCGGGACUCCCGCUUAUGGCACCGUCCUCAGAGGAAAAGCCUUCUACGUGCCUGAUUCACCGACUGAGCGCGUCGACAGCGGCAGCCACUGCACUCGCGCGUACUGCGAAAAAGUGAAGGACGAAGUGAUGCAGUGGAAAAAAACCGAGGCAUCAGGAGGGCCUAGUAAUGUGAUUUUCUUCCUUGACCGCGGCAUCUGCACGUUCGCGACGAAGGUUCGCAUCGCGCAGGAGUGCGGCGCGGAUGCGGCAGUGGUGGUGGAUCGGAGCGUCUCAGGCUGGACGCGGUCGUAUAUUCGGUUCAACGUGAUCAUGAGCGACGACGGCACCGGGCAAGACAUCUCGAUUCCCAGCAUCCUCAUCGCGCGCAACGACGGACAAAGCAUCCUCGACGCGGUGCUCGCUGGCGGCGCCGCCGAGCCGGUCAUCCUCGAAAUGGAGUGGAGCAUGCCGAACCAAUGGCCAGUCUCCGUCGACUUCUGGACAGAUCCCGGCGAGCUCCAAGGCAGCACGUUUCUGCAUCAGUUGGCGCCCUACAUGCUGCAGUUGGGCCACCACGUCCGCUUCAAGCCGCUGUACUCGAUCUUCGAAAUCGAGGGCGGGACUAGGGAGCUGUGUCUCUCGAGGGGCCUCUAUCGGCAGUUUCCUCAGAAGUACUGCGCGUUCGACCCCGCGGCUCAGUCGCUCACGCACACAGGCAGCGAAGUCGUCGAGGAGGCGCUCAGGCAGUUGUGCCUGUACCACGUCACGGCGGCGCCCGCCAAAGACCUCCCUGACUCGGAGUUUUCGCGGGAGUUCUGGGAGUACCACAAACUGAUGGCUGAUCCCAAGAAAGGCUGCGCCUUCAACCGAGAAGGGAGCAACGAAUGGGGCGAGGCUUGCUCGAUGCGGCUGAUGAGCGACAUUCUGUCGUCAGGGCAGAUGAAAGUCCUGCGCGACUGCAUCGAGGGCCCGCAGGGGCGGCAGCUCCUUGACAUCUCCAAGAUGAACCGAACUUGGAAUCCAAUCGCACUCCGCAUCAAUGGCGCAAGAUUCAACGGAAACCUCGACGCAGAGGUAGCCCUGCGGGCGAUCUGCGCCUCGACGAGGGACCCUGCAACCGACCAGUACCGCGCGCCAGAGUGCGAGAGACUCAUGAUCGACGUGCACAAGGAGGAGGCGCCUUGGCUCCGCGACGCGCCGGAUUGGCAAAAUUUUUUCCUGGUGCUGCUGUUUCUGGGCAUCAUCGUUGCAUGCAUGGCGGCUCUGUACUACCGCAUAGCGAAGCAGCGCCUCGUGCAGGAAGUCCGCCAAGAAGUUGCGUUGGAAGUCCAGCAGCAAAUUCAACAGUACUACGCUAUGAACGAAGAACUGGCGAAUCCUGCUCGUCAGGGAGUCGAGAGGCAGCCUCUAGUCAUCCCCUAG
Messenger RNA from Besnoitia besnoiti, 1908 nucleotides. RefSeq lists its product as uncharacterized. The record is from RefSeq and is a predicted model, not a curated record. Lineage: Eukaryota; Apicomplexa; Conoidasida; Eucoccidiorida; Sarcocystidae. Bases 1 to 1908 code for a protein of 635 amino acids. The transcript is spliced from 8 exons.